Nicotiana attenuata is the source of this 2066-nucleotide messenger RNA. RefSeq names its product 3-phosphoshikimate 1-carboxyvinyltransferase 2. NCBI's taxonomy places the organism in Eukaryota, Viridiplantae, Streptophyta, Magnoliopsida, Solanales, Solanaceae. The transcript is spliced from 8 exons. Gene Ontology annotation, molecular function: 3-phosphoshikimate 1-carboxyvinyltransferase activity. Gene Ontology annotation, biological process: aromatic amino acid biosynthetic process; chorismate biosynthetic process. Bases 167 to 1687 code for a protein of 506 amino acids. The record is from RefSeq and is a predicted model, not a curated record.
CAAAAAUCCAUUACAUUUCAGUGUACCUACUCCUCCACAACAACAAAUUUCAGUAAUUAAAAUCGGAAUACAACAAGAGUCAAGAAAUCUCCUUUUGCAAAGAGCCAAAGAUUGAAACUAACUUAUAAAUCAACCACACCAAAAUACAAAGAGAGAGUAAAGAAAGAUGGCACAGAUUAGCAAUAUGGCACAAGGGAUACAAACCCUUUAUCCCAAUUCCAAUAUUCAUAAACCCCAAAUUCUCACAUUUUCACCUUCUCUUUCUUUUGGAUUGAAAAAUUCAGCAAAAUCUAUGUGGGUCUUGAAAAAAGAUUCAAUUUUUAGGAUUUCAGCAUCAGUGGCUACAACACAGAAACCCACUGAGAUUGUUCUGCAACCAAUUAAAGAAAUAUCAGGCACUGUUAAAUUGCCUGGCUCUAAAUCCUUAUCCAAUCGUAUUCUCCUUCUUGCUGCCCUAUCUGAGGGAACAACUGUUGUUGACAAUUUACUAAGCAGUGAUGAUAUCCAUUACAUGCUUGGUGCGUUGAAAACACUUGGACUGAAUGUAGAAGAAGAUAGCGCAAACCAACGAGCAACUGUUGAAGGUUCUGGUGGGCUAUUCCCUGUUGGCAAAGAGUCCAAUGAAGAAAUUCAACUUUUCCUUGGAAAUGCAGGAACUGCAAUGCGGCCACUAACAGCAGCCGUUGCUGUAGCUGGCGGAAAUUCAAGGUAUGUACUUGAUGGAGUUCCUCGAAUGAGAGAGAGACCAAUAGGUGAUUUGGUUGAUGGUCUUAAGCAGCUUGGUGCAGAGGUUGAUUGUUUCCUUGGUACGAAAUGUCCUCCUGUUCGAAUUGUCAGCAAGGGAGGUCUUCCCGGAGGGAAGGUGAAGCUGUCUGGAUCUAUUAGCAGCCAAUACUUGACUGCUCUGCUUAUGGCUGCUCCACUGGCUUUAGGAGAUGUGGAGAUUGAAACCAUUGACAAACUAAUUUCCAUACCUUAUGUCGAGAUGACAUUGAAGUUGAUGGAGCGAUUUGGUAUUUCUGUGGAGCACAGUAGUAGCUGGGACAGGUUCGCUGUCCGAGGAGGCCAGAAAUACAAGUCUCCUGGAAAAGCUUAUGUGGAAGGCGAUGCUUCAAGUGCUAGCUACUUCUUGGCUGGAGCAGCCGUCACAGGUGGAACUGUCACUGUUGAAGGUUGUGGGACAAGCAGUUUACAGGGGGAUGUCAAAUUUGCUGAGGUUCUUGAGAAAAUGGGAGCAGAAGUUACAUGGACAGAGAACAGCGUCACAGUCAAAGGACCUCAGAGGAAUUCUUCUGGAAUGAAGCAUUUGCGUGCCAUUGAUGUGAACAUGAAUAAAAUGCCUGAUGUUGCCAUGACACUUGCUGUUGUUGCGCUUUUUGCUGAUGGUCCCACUGCUAUAAGAGACGUCGCUAGCUGGAGAGUCAAGGAAACUGAGCGCAUGAUCGCCAUAUGCACAGAACUUAGGAAGUUAGGAGCAACUGUUGAGGAAGGACCAGACUACUGCAUAAUCACCCCACCGGAGAAAUUAAAUGUGACCGAAAUUGAUACAUACGACGAUCACAGAAUGGCCAUGGCUUUUUCUCUUGCUGCUUGUGCAGAUGUUCCAGUCACCAUCAAUGACCCCGGCUGCACGCGGAAAACCUUCCCAAACUACUUUGAUGUCCUACAACAGUACUCCAAGCAUUGAAACCACUUCACUAUAUUGUAGAGUGUAAGUAAGAACAUGUGAAAGAAUUUAGUUCUUGUACAAAACAGGCUAUAACUGGUAUCUGAACCACUCUGGCGUCGACUUCAUAUCAUCUGAACCACUCUGGCGUCGACUUCAUAUCAGAAGGGCAUCGAUCCAAGGCUUCGAAUCUUUAAUUAUUUGUCAUGUGAUGAUAUUCAAUAUUUUUGUUGAAGUUGAGCUUCUUGUUUUUGAAGGAAUGUACACUAAAUAGAGUUAAGAAUAACAAGUAUUGGGACAGUGUAAGGACUACUAUUUUGAACAUGGGUGAUUCAGUUACUCUUUGAGAGUUAUUUUUUAAUUUUAUUAAUCAAAUCUCUGUUGCAUAAUAUUAGCAUGA